AUGCCUGCGUACGUCCCCAGCUCCCCGACGCGUCUCCCGCUCACGCCCCCAUCCCCGGGCGACCAGCACACGUCAUGGACCAACCCCUUCGAGGAGGCCAAGCCGCGCAUAUCGGAAUGGACGGCCAAGCAAAUCGCCACGAUAUCGUCCAAGCUGGACAAGCAGCUGGGGCCCGAGUACAUAUCGUCGCGGGCGGGGCCCGGCGGCUCGCGCGUGCACUACCUGACGGCGGAGAAGUGCAUCGGGCUGGCCAACGAGGUGUUUGGCUUCAACGGGUGGUCGUCGUCGAUCCAGAACAUCCAGGUCGACUUUGCCGACGAGAACCCGCAGACGCAGCGCGUCAGCAUCGGGCUCAGCGUCAUCGUCCGCGUCACCCUCCGCGACGGCACCUACCACGAGGAUAUCGGCUACGGCUCCAUCGAGAACGCAAAGGGCAAGGCCAUGGCGUUUGAGAAGGCGAAGAAGGAGGGUACCACGGAUGGGCUGAAGCGCGCGCUGCGUAGCUUCGGCAAUGUCCUCGGCAACUGCAUCUACGACCAGGACUAUGUCAAGCAGGUCACAAAGGUCAAGGCCCAGCCCGUCAAGAAGUUUGACCAGGACAACCUCCACCGGCACGCCGACUUUGUGAAGAGAGAGUCGGCAUCUACAUCUGCCACGUCCACCAUCACCACCGCCCCAACCGCCGCAGGCACCACUACCACCACUACCCUGCCCAAGACGGAGCCCAGCGAGUCGUUUGAGGAGGACUUCCUCGGAGAACUCGACGAGGCCGACUUUUGCGUGCCCGGCGACGGCCACCCCGACGAAGUCAUGGUGCCAAACCCUGCCGUGGUCCCUCCCGCCGCCGACAGGCCGCCGCAAAUGCAGCCUCCUCCCCCGAGGCAGUUCAACCGAGCUGCCUCUGCCGGGAACAGCGCCACCCGGCCGCCCCCUCCGCAUACGCCUCAUGCCGCCAACUCUCGCCCAGCUCACAACCAAGACAGCCAUCAAGGCCGGCCGAUGGGCGGCAACGGAAGGCAGUCACCCAACCCCACGGCGCAGCAGCCUCCGAAUCCCAACCCUUCCGAGCCCGUGGCCUUCUUCUCCGCGCGCUCCGUCUCCACGAACGCCGCCGAGGCCAACGCACACAUCCAGAACAAGCAGCUCUUCAACCCCAAGGCUGAAAGCCCAUCUAUACGAAAGACCCCCGGCAUCGAUCACAACUCGUCGCGCCCCGUCGCGAGAAACGGCCAGCACGUCGCCCCUGCCAGCAGCCAGUCUUCAGCGCCGGCCGCGGCACCCACCGCAGGCAACACCUCCAGCUUCACCCCGGUGAGGCAGUCGGCGGCGGCAAGUGGUCCAGUCACCCGCAGCAGCGUCGUGAACCCGUCCCUCGACUACGCCCGCCGCAUCGGCGCGCCAGGCGGACCGGGCAGCCCGCUGGCCAACAGGAACUCGUACAAGCCGCCGUCGAUGAAGCGCCCGCUGCCAGGCGACGGGGCUGGGGCCGCCGGCGUGCCGCGCUCGCCCCUUGUCGACGUGCCGCCCAACACAACAGGCCAGGCCAACGCGCCCGCUGCAGACGGCGCGGACGCGAAGCGGCCGAGGAUGACUUGA
Molecule: messenger RNA, 1596 nt
Organism: Purpureocillium lilacinum
Lineage: Eukaryota; Fungi; Ascomycota; Sordariomycetes; Hypocreales; Ophiocordycipitaceae
Source: RefSeq, a predicted model, not a curated record